This is a messenger RNA of Patella vulgata (common limpet), 6117 nucleotides long. RefSeq names its product HEAT repeat-containing protein 1. Gene Ontology annotation, biological process: positive regulation of transcription by RNA polymerase I; maturation of SSU-rRNA from tricistronic rRNA transcript (SSU-rRNA, 5.8S rRNA, LSU-rRNA). NCBI's taxonomy places the organism in Eukaryota, Metazoa, Mollusca, Gastropoda, Patellidae. Bases 1 to 6075 code for a protein of 2024 amino acids. The record is from RefSeq and is a predicted model, not a curated record. Gene Ontology annotation, molecular function: snoRNA binding. Gene Ontology annotation, cellular component: small-subunit processome; t-UTP complex; 90S preribosome. The transcript has 42 exons.
AUGUGUGUUUGUUUGUUUUACAGGUAUCAAAUACAUGUGUAUAAUAUGGAUGAUGUAAUGUUAUGUAUUUUACCAUAUCAUGAAAGUAAAAUAUUUGUUAGAGCUCUCCAGCUGUUAAAAUUAGAUUCAAAAAUCCAAACCAUGUGGGACUGGCUUCACCCAAUCCAGGAAUCUGGUGUUUAUUUACCAAGAUCUACAUUAAUAAACCACUGUGGUACUAAUCCAGCAUUUCUUGCUUUUAUCUGUGAAAUGGUACCAAAAUAUAUCAAUGCACAUACAGUUGAUGAUGUGAUUUUAGUAAAACAAUUGAGAGUUGUCUUUUCUUUCUACACAACAACGAUUGUGGGAGUGUUGGAAAAUCGACCAAUUACAGAGAAGAUUGUAUCUGGUUUAAUACCAUAUAUAACACAAGGUCUCAAAUCAUCAACUGAAGAAUAUAAAGCAGCAUCAUAUAUGAUCUGUGGACAAAUGUUUUAUAAAGCACAGUUACAGGAGAAACUACUAGUGACUCUCCAAAACACUAUAUCAAAGUAUUUACUACCAUCCUUGUUAACAGAGGGUAUUAUCUGUAUUCUGGUUAUGUUUCAAUCACAGGACAAUAUAAACAAACUAUCCAAAAAAUCUUUUAAAUAUCUAUCGAGACAGAAUCGACUUGUUUCAGUACUAGAACAGCUGGCCAUUACACACAAUAUAGAUGCUCUCUUAAAACCCCUCUUAUUAAAGCUAAUUACGGCUGGGGUUAAGCAAGCAAUGACCGGUGUUGUUACCAUGGAUACAAGUGAUGACGAGGGUAGUGGUGGACCACCAUCUUUUUUAGCUAUCAUACGAGAAAUAAUGUCAAGAUUGACUUUAAAUGACAAUAUCGCUACAGAGAUGGCAAGUUCUAUAUUAGAGAAUUAUAUUGAGCAUGGCAGUGAUCUGAACCCCAAUGAUCCAAGUGGUGAAUCUAUUAAUCUUAAUAUGAAAACCAUUGUUUCUUCUUUAGAAACCAAGUAUCCAGAUUCUCUUGAUGCGGCCAUUGCUGAAAUGCGAGGGAGAGUAGAAGAUACUGAUCAACAAGAAUCAGUAGAUUAUUUUUUGCAGCAAUCUGUAGUUUCAGUUAAACGACAGAUUGUACCUGACAUGGACACUAACCUAUUCCUGUGUUUAAAUCAUAGAAGUGAAAUGGUUAGAAUUCGUUCUGUUCAACAUUUAUUGCGCAACAAAGAUCAGUGUAAUGAUGAUAAUUUUCUAUGUGAUUCGUUAUUGGCUAGAAUGGUAGAUGACAGCCCGAAUGUUGUUAAAACUGUUUUCAAAAAUUGUAAGGAUCUAGAGAGUGUGAUUAGUGAUAAACAACAACUAACAACAAACCUUUUACAAGUAUUUAAAACACACACUGAUAAAGAUAUCAUACAAGAUGCUCUAACAACAAUGGUAGCUAUUGAUGGCUGUGAUGUUCACAUUCGUGGACCUGUUUUACUUUCAUAUCUCUGCUGCCUGGAUAAACAAGACUUCAGUCUUGAUUUCUUAGAGAAGCUUUUGAAUUCACCAUUAGCAAGAGAUUAUUUACCAUUAUCUCAACUGAAAUCAAAAUGGCUGACUCCAUUGAAAAAGACAAAGAAUAUAACAGCAGUAGCAAUGAACAUCCAGUUAGCCCAGGUUGUUGGUGAAACUAUUGUUGACAGUGAUAAAGACUUCAGAUCAGUUAUCACAUCUAUAUAUGAACAGAUUGAUGUCAGUCCUUGUCCACAACGUUUAUUAUUUAUCGUAAAUCUUGUUUUAUUAAAACUUGUUCAAUCCAAGAAACAUGCUGGUGUUGUCACCAAAUCAAGUCUACUGUUAUCUGAGUUUUUAGAGAAAGUGUUUAGUCAAAAGGAAAAUAAAUCAACAGAAUAUGAAUGGAGUUCUGUAGAAGAUAUGGUACAAAAAUCAUUGACCUGUUUAACACAGGGUCAGCAUCUACCAUGGUGUUUUUAUCUGUGUUUAUUAUCACAGUUAGUAGAUCACAUCAAUAUACCUAAAACUUUUAAAGACAGUGUAUUUUGGCAGUUCAGAAACGAUAGCUCAACUGAAGAUGAUUGGUUAAAACUAAUUAUUAAACUUAUGGAUAUUUUAUUAGAACAAGUAGCAAAUUCUGACAUUAAAAAUCAAAGUCAAGAAUUACUGAUGAAAUUAAUUCAGACAAAAUUCCCAGAUUCAUCGACCCGAUUUAAAUUAUUUGGUUUAAUUUGGACAGAACAUGUCAAUAAUUAUAGUCAGGAACUAGGACUAACGGCCAUAUUACAAGCUAGAGUUUUACAGUUAGGUCAGAUGUACAUGAGAUCAUUACAGACAAUAGUCUCACCAACAUCAGUGAUCAUCAACUUAUUAAGUGUCUGUAGUAGCAGUCAUUCUACAUUACGUGAAGUAGCUACAGCUAGUUUAAAUAUAAUGGUACACAUACUACCUGAUACAGAAACUGCUAGUAGAUUGUUCUUACGUAACUUGUUAAAUACAGAAGAGGAAAUUAUUAAUGAUCCUUCUUACUUAUGUCAGUGUUUUAGAUCAGUUUACGAGAAUAAAAUCAUAACUUGUACACCAAAGAAAAAAAGAAGAUCAGUUGUUGAUGGUGAUAAAGAUUUUUCUACUAUCCUACUAGAGGUUGCUAUUGAUGAGGAGACACCAUCAUUUGUCACUAGAUCUAUACUCAGCAUGAUGUCAGAUAUAGAUAACGUGGAGUGUUUUUGUGAAAGUCUUCCCCUCUUAGAAAGAUAUCUGAGUAAUAAAUAUACAACAGCCACAGCCAUAGAGAUGGAUUGUCUUUCCCUGUUAUUAGAUAAAUACACACCAGACGUGGCUAGUAGUUUAAACUGUAAAACAAAAGAAUUAGAACUACUGGCAGAAGCUAUAUGUAUGUCCAGAAAACCAAAUAAUACUCGACCAAUGAUACAAGAGCUAGCCAUUCCCAAGAUCAAUAAAGAAUUUUACAGUUGUCUGCCAAGUCUAGAAUCCAAACAAGUCAUUCUGAAGUCCCUGAUAACAGCCUGGUUGAAUUCAACGAGUGUAUCUACUUCUAAUAUGGUCAAACGCAAUCUAAAACAUAUGAAUCUAGAUGCUGAUAAUAUAAUAGUAGAACUAUCAACUGUUUUACAAACAACUAAUGUUAAUACAGUCCGAGAAAGUAAACGUCUCAGAAAACAAAGUAGUCCUGAAAUAGAGAAAGAAUCAAUUUUUGAUAGUGAGAUGUGGAAAAGAAUUGUUAUUGUUCUAGAAGCUAUACAAGAAAAGAAGAAAAUUGAUCAGGCACCAAAACUUGUUCCUGUAGCAUUUCAAUUACUGGCUAAAAUAUUAGAAGCAGAAGAUCAUUUAUCAGCUGAGUAUAUAAAACAGUUGAUAUUAUCUACAUUAUAUUUUAUAUGUUCGAGACAUCAAGAUGAGAUCAAAGAAUCAGCUUUAAAACCUGAACAGUUUAAUCUGGAGAGAAUAGUCCAGUGCAUCAGGACGUCUGAUAAUCCACAGACACAUCAUCAAGCUCUACUCGUCUUGACAAUAGCAGCUAAAAUUCAACCAGAACAAUUACUACACAAUGUAAUGUCUGUAUUUACGUUUAUGGGUGCCAAUAUUUUACGUCAAGAUAACGCCUACAGCUUCCAUGUUAUCAGUCAAAUAUUGGAGAAUGUUAUACCUGUUAUUACUACUGCAUGUGAGGAGAAAUCUAAAGCUUCAAAAUCUCCUAAGAAAACAAAGAACAAGCCAGAGAUGAUAAUUGGGAUGAUUUUACGAAUAUUUGUUGAUGCUUAUCCACAUAUUCCUGAACAUCGUAAACUGAUGUUAUUCUCGAAACUGGUGAAUAUAGUGGGAGAGAAACAGUAUCUAUGGCAUUGUAUACUGCUAUUUAUAGAACAUGUUGGUACUAAGAACAAGCGACCAGCAGAUGAUGAUGAAGAUGACGACCAUAAGCAAGCUGGUCCUAUAUCUACAAAUGAUUUAGAAUUUAUCCUCAAAUUAGCUACAUCAUUUCCUGUUGUAACCCAGAUAAUGGCAGCAAGAACUAUGAUUAGUUUUGUAGCCUCACUUCCAGUUGAAAAAGAUGAUGAACCUGUGAAACAGAAAGUUGGCCGAACUAAAUAUACUGAUGAUGUUAUAACUGAUGAAGCUAAAAUAUUCAACAUAUCAUCACACACGGCCAAACAACUCCGGCAUUUUAAAUAUACAACAUUCUACGUUCUGUGUCAACAUCUACAAUUUGAUCCUUUUCUUUCUCAGAUAUCAUCACAAGGAGAAGAAGAUUUAUUGGUUCAUUUUCAGAGUUUAUUAGAAUGUGUUUUACACUAUAUAACACAAGCUGCUAAAACAUGUGAUAAUACACAACAUAAACCAGAUGCUAAAUUCUACCGAGUUUUACUUCAUAAAGUUUAUGAUUUACUUGACAAGGUUGUAUCUCUACUACCAGAUGUGAUGUUUGUUAAUGUUAUAACUGGUUUACUGGAACAUGAUUUACCCGCUGUGCAGAGAAAAUCAAUGGAAUUACUUAACACUAAAUUACAUCAACUAAAAGAAAACCAACAUAGUACACAAAUUGAUAUGUUGCUCCCCCUAGUAGACAAACUAACUAAAGUGGCAAAGACAACUCUGCUUGAUGAAAGGGAAUGUGAAGAUACAGCAGUAAAUGGACAGACAGCUUUGUAUAGUUUGAAAUUAUUAUGUAGAAUGCUUGGAAGUAAAAAUCCUAAACCGUUUGUGGAGGUAUUGAAAGUAUCAAGUAAUGUUUUACAUGAAAGAAUUGAAAGUGCUCCUAUAUGUGCUACAGUAUUACUGUGUAUAGCUGAACUAUGUACAUGUUUAAAAAUACAUAUAAUACAACAUCUACCAAUAUUCUUACCACAAGUUAUACAUAUGGUUUCUAUAGAUGAACAACUUCUAGAAAAUGAAUUAUUAACAUUAAGUUUUGCAACAGCAUUAUUGUGUGUUGUUGAAAGUUUACCUCAGUUCCUGAGUCCUUAUCUUCUAGAUAUUCUCAUACAGGUUUGUCGUUUGUCCACAUUUGCUGACGGAGAUAAUCCUCAAAGACCACAGUUACAAGUUAGAUUACAACUAGUGAGACAUUUAUUGGCUACAUCUUUACCAUCAAGAGUUAUCAUUCCUUGUAUUGUAUCAUGUUAUGAUAAAUUAGUGACAUAUGAUUGGGAAUGUUUGGUAUUUUUGAUGUUGAUCUUAAAAGAACAUAUCAGUGAAAUGAAGAAAGAAGAUCUAGAGAAUCAUCAUAAUCAACUACUAUUAUUCUUCUUUAAUUGUCUUGAUUUCCGUCUCCAUUAUUCACAGCAGGUGGGUGAAGAGGGUGUGAUCAAGAUUGAAGACUCUGUUAUCCAGACUAUUACUAGUAUGGUCAUGAAAAUGUCAGAGGCUAGUUUUCGUCCAAUGAUGUUUAAGGUAUUUGAUUGGGCAACGAGAGAUGGUAUAAAAGACAGAACACUUAUAUUAUAUAGAUUAAGUGAUCACUUGGUAGACACAUUACGAAGUUUAUUUAUUAUCGUAGCAGGACAAGUUGUCAACCAUGCCGCUGAAGUUUUAGAUGCUAAUAAUUCUAGUAAAACAGAAGAUAGAUAUUUUGGUAAAGGAAAAAUAAACAGAAGUAAACAGAACUUGUUGUUGUCGGCCAUAUUGGAUUGUCUGAGUAAAUGUUUUCUGUAUGAUAAUGAAGGAUUUGUUACUAAAGAUAGAUUUGAUACAGUCAUGUCUGCCAUUGUUGAUCAGUUAGAGAAUUUACCAUAUAAUGGAAGUGAGAAACCCUAUGAAAACAGAAUAACCAAUAGUUUGGUACCAUGUAUUGCUAAUUUAGCUGUUGCUGCUCAUGAUGACUCAUUGUGGAGAAAAUUAAACUAUCAGAUUCUACUUAAAACAAGACAUUCUUCUAAAACUGUAAGAAUGGCCACUCUAGAGGUCGUGGAUGAAUUUCACAAGAAAUUAGGAGAGGAUUUUAUGAGCCUCUUACCGGAAACUAUUCCUUUCUUAGCAGAACUUAUGGAAGAUGAUAGUGAUGAAGUAGAAAAGAAAUGCCAACAAGUUAUCAUAGAGAUGGAAAAAACACUUGGAGAACCAUUACAAAAAUACUUCUAAAUAUCUUAAUCAUCUCCUUAAUAAAAUCUAUAUUUACAUGUA